AUGGCCUUCUCCCACGUCAGCUUGCACCGACACCAGGGCCAGGGUAGCGACGACGAGAGCAUCAUCGCGGUGCUGUUCCAGCUGAAUAAUUCGAACGUCAAGCGGCCGACCAGGCAGGUCAUCCGCGAGCAGGUUGCCGAAUGCACCGUCAUUGCUUUCGUCCGCGCCGCCGUUGCUGACUUUGACCGUGUUGCUGUCAUAGGCGGUGGUCGGCUGCUGACGUGGGAUAGCUCGCGGGUUCUGCUGGCGCUGGACAGUAGGUCUGAGAGGCUGUGGGAUAUUCAGUUGCGUUGA
Molecule: messenger RNA, 294 nt
Organism: Diaporthe amygdali
Lineage: Eukaryota; Fungi; Ascomycota; Sordariomycetes; Diaporthales; Diaporthaceae
Exons: 3
Coding region: 1-294 (97 amino acids)
Source: RefSeq, a predicted model, not a curated record